Molecule: messenger RNA, 3377 nt
Organism: Patella vulgata (common limpet)
Lineage: Eukaryota; Metazoa; Mollusca; Gastropoda; Patellidae
Product: retinal guanylyl cyclase 2
Exons: 6
Biological process (GO): cGMP biosynthetic process; receptor guanylyl cyclase signaling pathway; intracellular signal transduction
Molecular function (GO): guanylate cyclase activity; peptide receptor activity
Source: RefSeq, a predicted model, not a curated record
AUGAAAAACAUAUUUAUUUUAUAGUUAGAAAAGUAUUCCAGUAAUCUGGAAGCCAUAGUUGCUGACAGAACUAAAGAUUUAAUGAUAGAAAAAGCAAAAACUGAACAACUUAUCAGUCAAAUGUUGCCAAAGAAAGUUGUUGAAGAUUUAAAACAUGGCAGGAAAGUUCUACCAGAAGCUUUUGAGUGUGUGACCAUCUUUUUCAGUGAUAUUGUUGGUUUCACAGCUAUUGCCCGUGAUAGUACACCAUUCCAAGUUGUAGACUUACUGAAUGAUCUGUACACAACGUUUGAUGCCAUUCUUGAUAAUUAUGAUGUAUAUAAAGUAGAAACUAUUGGGGAUGCUUAUAUGGUUGUAAGUGGUCUACCUAUAAGAAAUGGUAAAUUACAUGCUGGUGAAAUUGCGACAAUGUCUUUAGAUUUACUUUCUUCUAUGGUUGGUUUCAAGAUCCGUCAUUUAGAAACUACCAUGUUACAGCUUCGUGUUGGAAUGCAUUCUGGUCCAUGUGUAGCUGGUGUAGUAGGUUUAAAGAUGCCUAGGUAUUGUUUGUUUGGUGAUACUGUUAAUACAGCAUCUAGAAUGGAAUCUAGUUCUAUAGCUCUGAAGAUUCAUAUGAGUAGUAAAACAGCUGAUAUAUUAAUGGAGUUAGGAGGUUAUAUAUUAGAUUGUCGUGGUGAACGAGAAGUAAAGGGCAAGGGAAUGAUGACAACUUACUGGUUAGAUGGAAAAGAUGGCUACGACAAACCCCUUCCAACACGGGAUAUGGCUAUUUCCCUCUCGAAACACGAGUUCAAAUAAAUUAUAGGAUUUUAUUUUUAUAUUUCUAUUGAAUUGUAAAAUACUGGUAAUUGUUGUUUUGAAAAUGUUUUUGACGAAGAGUGAAAUAUAAUAUGUUUACAGGUCUUCAUGUUGGUGGCAAACUAGACUGACUUAAAGUUGUUUUUAAAAAAAAAAGCUCGGAUAUAUCCCAAAAUUUAAAAAACAAAAUUAAUGCCUAAGACAGUUUCAAAUACAACUGAUGCAUUCAGUGCUAAUACUAAACCAGGAAGGUAGAAUUACUCAGCCAGGUAAGGUGGAAUUACUCAACCAGGAAGGUAUAAUUACUCAGUCAGAGAAGGUAGAAUUACUCAGUCAGGGAAGGUAGAAUUACUCAGUCAGGAAGGUAGAAUUACUCAGUCAGGGAAGGUAGAAUUACUUAGUCAGGGAAGGUAGAAUUACUCCGGGAAGGUAGAAUUACCCAAUCUGGAAGGUAGAAUUACUCAGUCCGGGAAGGUAAAAUUAAAAGCCAGAGAAGGUAGAAUUACUCAGACCGAGAAGGUAGAAUUACUCAGUCAGGGAAGAUAGAAUUACUCAAGGGGGAAAGUAGAAUUACUCAGCCAGGGAAGGUAGAAUCACCCAACAGGAAGGGAGAAGGUAGAAUCGCUCAAAGGUAACUGGAAAGAUAGAAUAACAGAAUUUCAGCAAUUGGAAACAAAUUUUAAUUCAGACAUUGUCUUGUGUGUGGUCUUGAAUUAAAAAGGUUUUGAACCUCCCUCUCUAUCGCAUGUGGGUUGCAGCAGAAAGUCAAUGAGAAAUCAUUUUAAAAAUAGGUUGAAAUCAACCAAAAUAUCAAACUCUAAAACCAAAGCAAUUCACAGUCAAUUAAAACGUGUGAAUUAAUUACUUUCCUCUAAAUCUGUAUGGAGAUUGUCUGAAGCCUAAGUUCUGGUGAGCCGUUUUAGACCAAUAUGGUAUUUGCAAACAUGAAGGCCUGAUGUUAUGAGAAUUUAUUCAGGUUUGUUUAAAGAAUAAAGUAUUGGGAACUCUCUGUAAUAACAGAAAGAGACAAGGAAUUCAAUGAGAAUAAUACAAAUGUUCCAUUACAGAAUUGAUAUUGCAGGGUUCUGCUAAUUACCUAUAUACAUAUUUUAAGGCCAGAUAUUAUGUCAGGGGUUUGUCGAUGAAAAACGAUUGUUCAAAAGGGACUCCACAAAAUUCUGAAGCCAUGGUGAUUCCAUGAAUAGGGCACAGACUCAAUAACUAGGAUGUCUUCAGUGUCAUCCCAAUGUUAACUUGGGAAUUUCUAGCAAGAUUUCUUUUAGUAAGUAUCUUUGUCAGUCGUUUGGAUGGACAGAAAAAACAAGGUCCGUUAUAUAUCCCUAGGAAGUUUGAAAUCGUAAUAACAGUAGGCAGCAACCUGGUAGUCUAGGCACAGUUUCUUCCAUAGCACACUACAUGGUGUAUGUUCAUUAAUUAAACUUCAUUUCAUUUCUUUUGAAAUGAAGAAACCUGAACUAAAACAGUGGAGUCCCCUUUAACUAAUUAAAGUAUUUUUAAACUGGAACUAAGUGACUGUCAUAUUGUAAAAUACUUCAUUAAAACACUGUAAACUUAUUAAACAUGAAAAAUUAGAUGACAUGCUCUGGACCAACGUUUUCACUUUCAAAUUCUGCCAGCUGGUUAAUUUUUAACAUAAUUUGUUUAAUCUCAGUUUUAACAUUAUCCCAUAUUUUUAUAUAUUUCUUAGUGUUUUUCCCCAGACUGUGAAGUUAACUGUCUUGACUGUGUUUUAUGGUUAAAUUCUUUGAAAUUAUAAUUUUGCACAAUGUAAAUUGACUGGUGAAUUUCACUGCUAGUCAGGUAAAGUAGCUAAGUCUCUAACUCAAAAUCAUCCAAAGUCUUUGACAUUGAAAACAUGAAUUAUUUGUCAAUUUUAAUCAACAUCGAUUUUGUGAUGUUACCAGUAAAGAUAGGCUUCUGAUAUCUAAUAUUUAAGACGUCUUGUCUAACGGUGACCGUUCUAAGCUGGAGAGCCUGCGCAGUAGACUGGAAUAACCAGAUGCUAGAGAUUGCCAUUCGAUUGAGAUUUCUGGCGUAUUUCACAAAACAUAUUUGAUUAGAGAUUACAGUAAAAACGGAAACGAUUGAAUGUAAACCAUUUUAUAUAUAUUUAUUCAUAUUAUAUUAUUAUAUGCAUUGCGACCGAUUUGUGUCAAUUUCUAGUUACCAAAUAUUAGUGACUGACAGAUAUGACCGAAACAGAAUUAUUUUUUGAAUUUUAAAACUUGUGAAUGCUCAACGAAAUUUUUGAAAUUUCUUGAGGAUGUCGGUUGGGGCAUGAGGAAGAAUUCUAUGUAAAACUAUUAUUUAAUUAACCGCUCUAUGCAUCAUGUAUAAAGUUUACAUAUUAAAAGUACUUCUAUAUAAAGCUUUUACUGUCUGACACUCAAAUAGUUCCAGCUAGUUUAUAUGGUCUGCCAUAAAGAUCAUGGGUCCAAUUUAUAUCAACCGCCUUGAUCAAAAAUAUAUUAAUAUUGCAUGGUUAUAUUGUUUUAUCAUUGUAUCAAAUCUGAUGUACGUAUUAAACCUGACAAGCCCCUCGACUUUUAACGUUAUAC